Lates calcarifer (barramundi perch) is the source of this 2276-nucleotide messenger RNA. It is a transcript of the gene epdr1, whose product is annotated as ependymin related 1. NCBI's taxonomy places the organism in Eukaryota, Metazoa, Chordata, Actinopteri, Centropomidae. Bases 100 to 738 code for a protein of 212 amino acids. The record is from RefSeq and is a predicted model, not a curated record. The transcript has 3 exons. Gene Ontology annotation, cellular component: extracellular region; lysosome. Gene Ontology annotation, molecular function: calcium ion binding. Gene Ontology annotation, biological process: cell-matrix adhesion.
UCACCUUACUCUCGCCACCUUGUCAGCAGCAGGUGGCGCCCGCUCCCAGCAGUAACAACAACGGGUCCAGUUAACGGGACUCCGGUUUCUCCAGACGCCAUGCACCGACUGCUGUUCGUGUUUCUAGCCGCUGCCGGGGCCUCGGUUCUCGGCCUCCCUGGGCUGAACGCGUCGGCGGGAGCCGGGCCCUGCCUCGCCCCGCUGCAGUGGGAGGGCAGGUGGGUGCUGUACGACCACAGCACCGGGAGGAACAGCCGCGCCGCCGUCUCCUACGACGGCCUGAACCAGAGGAUCCGAGUCCUGCAGCAGCACAAGAAACACACCCCGUGUCAGAAGUUUUUCGAGUACAUCUACUUGUACCAGAGCAUGGUGAUGUUCCAGAUCGACCAGAAGACCAAGGACUGCUCAAAGAUUGCUCUUACGGACACCUGGGAUCCCUUCGACAUCCCCGACAACUCCACCUUUGAGGACCAGUACUUCAUCGGAGGCCCUGGGGACAACGUGGAGGUUCAGGAGUGGUCGGACAGGAAGCCGGCACGCCAACAUGAGACCUGGGUUGGCGUUUACACCAUGAAGGACUGCUACCCGGUGCAGGAGACCUACACCAGGAACAGCAGCGUCACCACGUCCACCCGCUUCUUCAACCUGCAGCUGGGCAUCAGCGACCCCGACGUCUUCACCCCGCCCGGCACCUGCCAAUCGGCUCGGCCCGAGAGGAUGCCCGAGUCCGACUGCUGAGGCCCCGCCAGCCACCUCUGACCUUAGAUACUUGACCGCAUUCUGAGGCUGAGACUAAAAUCACUCCCUCCAUUACUGAUUCUCUGUAGAUACGUAGAAGUUGACUCUGUAGUGAGCAGAAGAUCAAGAUUUCAAACAUUUACAAACCUUCGUCAUCGUGCGUCAUCACUUAAGACGUGUAUUGUUAUGUGAUGAUGAAGUUUUGCAACUAUAAAAUCCGACAAGUUACAUUUUAGGAUUGUUUGCAUAAACACUAAGUAGUAAACAAUGCAAACAUUUCACACUUAUAAUUCAGACACUCAAUAAAAUCACACAGGGUAAACUGAGUGCACUAUAUGGUGAAAAGGGAGAGAUUUCAGACACAGCUUUUGCUAGUGUUUUAUAGAAUUGUUUGUUAAUUUGCUGCUAAUUUGCUAAAAGUGUUGUCAGUGAUUCCUUCUAAUAAUAGUACCAACUAGUUACAAAUAAUAAUAUUAACCCCUGAGCUACCAAGCUAUCUUACAGUGAACAGUUAGGUUUUAGUGAAGUAUUCUGACUACAUGCUAACAAGCCUCAGCUAAUUUCUUAGCUCAGGACAGGCGGUUUGAUAAAUCCAAAUAUUCCUUCAAAUCAUCUAAUGAAGUGCCUCAUAAACAUGAGUGUCUAUGAAGUCAAAAUCACAGCUGGUAUGGUUUGUGGUUUAUUUGAGAUCUAGUCCUAUUUUCUAAGACAUGCAGUGAUCUGUUUGAGCUGUAAUAAAUGGGUUUCCAUAAUUAUAAACAAUUGGGGUAGAAACUCAUUUCAAAAAUGUCAUGAUAGCUUAUGUUUUAGUAUUUGAGCAAUUUACCGCACUGCACGCUGAUGGACAUCUGUUGGUUUUGGCUAGCUAAUAUGUUACAUUAGCAUAUACUGUAUGACUUUCCUGCUGCUUGGCCUCUGCACAAGUUACAAAGCACAGACCUUCAUUUUGGAUAUUAUAUUUCUAAGAGAAGCAUGUAGAGUUGUGAUGAGUUGUGAAGUGUGAGCAGCUCCUGGUUCAGAAGUAAAGGUGCCAAAAGUUGAAGGCACAAGCUUGUAUACGGAACAUUUUCAAUAGAGUAAUUAACUAAAACUCACAAGGUGCAUUCCGGUAACUAUUCUGCCAUGCCAAAAUGAACUGCUGUCCAUAACAUAAACCUGUGGGGUUGUUACGUUAUCCAGCCAGGCCUCUGCACCUCUAUCAGCUGUCACUGUGAUCGGUCCAACUUCACAUACUUGGUCCUACAAUAAAGAAGUCAUGGCAUUUUAUUGACUUUCUUAACAGAGGAUGUCAAACCUGAUCAAACACCCACAAAAGGCAGAUCACACAACAAGCCUGCUCGCACAUUGUAGGUGUGGAAAUCUGUAGGAAGGAGACACACACUGGAUUAAAAAAAUCUCUCAGCCUUCAUGAAUUUAUUGCAUCAUUACGGGUAAAACUGCUGCACUAUUUACAUUAUAUGAAUACUGUAUGAAGACCUGUAUCUUAAUUUUAACGGCUACAUGUAAAACUGCAUGGGAAUAAACACAAGAUAAUCAGA